UCAGUUCUAGCUAGCGAGCUGAAUGGAGAAAGUCGAUUGGUUCUGCAAUGGAUCAACGUGUUUUUCGGUGCUACUGUUACUUAAUCCACGUGCUCGUUGUGUUGCUGACAGUGAUGAACUUCGUAGUACUGCAUGAUAUUAGUGAAAUAAUUCAAAUUCAAGCUCCACGUAUUGUGCCAGAACGUGCGAAUCUUACGAUGGAGUGCGAGCUUCAAGUGCAUGAUGAUCAAGAAUUAUCCAUUAAUUGGUACUUUUCGGAAAUAAAGACCCCUGUUCAGUCCAUCUCAAACAUGCAAGUAGCACAGGCCGGUGAAAAAAGCACUCUGCUCAUCAAAAGCGUCCUUAAACAGCAAAGUAACUUGUACUACUGUUGCUUGGAAAGUGCUACAACCAUACCAAAUGGAUGCGUUUCACACAGCUUACUCGUGCUGUACACAACACUCGAACAGAGGAUAAUGGAAAUAGAUGAAAGUACGGCUGUGCUGGUCCUUACAAGAUCUGCAGACGCUACACCACCUGUGGAGGACACCACUUUAAGCUUCGCCAUUUGUUUGCGCUAUCGUUGGAAGUUGGAGCAGGUGCAACUAUUCGCCUUUCCGGACACUUUAAUCCAGGAUAGCCAUCCGAACGGCUCGCUAGAUAUGGAGAAAGGCACCGAAAAGCCACUCUGUAAAUACAUCAAUUACAAUAUGGAAGCUACAUCACCUACCGACAAUCGGUUGUUUUUGAUUAAAUCCUUCGACUUUCGACGGGUGUCUACAGUAACGUACCAUCUGCAUGUCCUUUUGAAUGGAAAACCAAAACCAAAAAUGAAUGGGAUGAUAGUAAUACCAGACGAGGGAUCUUUUGAGAUAUUCUGCUGGGGUACAGCAUUUCCUGCCCCGAGAGUAAAAUUCUUCUUCACACCGUGCCCAUCCCUUGAGUGGCAUAAUUGCAACAAUCCGCCAGUACAAUUGGAUGAGGUAUAGAAAAAUGUAUCCAGUAAACAUCCUUUUCCCUUUCAAUUGACCUUACUUAAGCUUCUUCCAGGUAAUCUCCACCAGCAGUACGAUCACCUUCAACGAAAGUCUACCAGUGAGCUUCGGAUCACACAUCACAGCAGGAAUAGUGCAGUGCCAGGCGUCCAAUGCCGACGGUACCGCCAUCGCUCACUCCAAGAUAUUCAAGCACCACCAGCGCAAAAUGAUGAGCCUGCAAAUCCUACACCCAACCGACACGAUCUACCAGGGCGACUCCAUCAUCGUUCAAUGUUCCGCCGAACGGCACAUCUUCACCAACAGCUUCACUUUUCGCACGGAAGACGAACAGCGCUCCAUUGCCGUACAUGACGUACCAGACGCAGAACAUUCCUUCAAUUGGGUUGCAAAUUUUACGAUAAGCAACGUCACGAUAACCGGCAACUAUGGGGUAGAGUGUGAAGCGAUGCAUCACAAUGGAACGUUGUCGAGCCGGCGCUUAUCGCUGAAGAUCGUACGACCCUACCUUACCGUUCGGGAACGGUUGAUACGCGUGGUUGCUAGAGGUGAUCCAGAGCCGUUGCUGCUGAGCUGCAAUGCCGCAGGACGUCCAAUGCCACAGUACCGAUGGUACAGGAAUGGGGAACUGCUGCCCAACACAAACUUUAUGUUGGUGGUAACCUCUUCAGUGCAGGAUGAGUACGCUUGCUACACGUGGAACAGGGCGGGCGAGGAGUGGAUUAGAUGGGAUAUAGUGCACCGGGAAGAAGCGGACGAACACGUGCUUUAUCAAACCAUUGUAGCGGGCGUACUUUUUAUCAUAGCUGUUCUUGGAUGUGUUAUGUGUUAUAUAAAAAUUAGACAACUUUACAUGCUUCUUCUUAUUUAUAGAGCUGCAAAAAAUCGGCAAUCCUUAUUGUAUGCCAAUAAUUUAUGUCAAGAGCUCCACACUCACGAAUAAAGCAUUCUUCACAUAAAGUGUCCACGUAAGAGGCAA
This is a messenger RNA of Anopheles gambiae (African malaria mosquito), 1953 nucleotides long. RefSeq lists its product as uncharacterized. Gene Ontology annotation, cellular component: cell-cell junction. Gene Ontology annotation, molecular function: cell adhesion molecule binding. NCBI's taxonomy places the organism in Eukaryota, Metazoa, Arthropoda, Insecta, Diptera, Culicidae. The record is from RefSeq and is a predicted model, not a curated record. Gene Ontology annotation, biological process: cell-cell adhesion. The transcript is spliced from 4 exons. Bases 48 to 968 code for a protein of 306 amino acids.